AUGGUGAACAUCUCCUAUACAGAAAUGUCAGGCGACAUGCUCGCCACGUUUGCUCCAGACGCCGAGCCGGCGCUGUACAACCUUGGCGACAUUGCCUUUGUGCUUUCCGGCAUGGCCCUUGUCUGGUUGAUGAUCCCCGGUGUCGGCCUCUUCUAUUCGGGACUUCUGCGACGCAAGAACGCCCUCUCAAUGAUCAUGCUGUCGAUGUGCGCCAUCGCCGUCGGUUCAUUCCAGUGGUUCUUCUGGGGAUACUCCCUAACCUUCUCGUCCACUGCUUCCCUCUUCAUCGGCGACCUGAAGCACUUUGGCCUCAUGAACGUCCUCGACGCCCCUAGUAUGGGAAGCACUCGCAUUCCAGCUCUGGUCUUCUGCGCAUACCAGUGCAUGUUCGCCAUCAUCACCGUCGCCCUUGCAUGUGGUGGAUUUGCCGAACGCUCCAAGAUUGGCCCAGUCACAGUUUUCAUGUUCGUCUGGCUUACCCUCGUGUAUUGCCCCAUUGCAUGCUGGACAUGGAACGCAAACGGGUGGACGUUUGUGCUCGGUGGACUCGACUUUGCUGGCGGCACACCAGUGCAUAUUUCAUCUGGAACGGCUGCCCUAGCAAUCGCGCUCUACCUCGGUAAGAGGAGGGGAUACGGUUCCGAACGGCUCGCGUACAAGCCGCACAACACAACCUUUGUCGUUCUCGGUACAGUCUUCCUCUGGUUCGGGUGGUUUGGGUUCAACGGCGGGAGUGCGCUCUCCGCCAACCUCCGCGCGAUUCAGGCCUGUAUCGUGACCAACCUCGCAGCGUCUGUCGGCGGGCUGACAUGGAUGCUCCUCGACUGGCGCCUGGAACGCAAGUUUUCAGCGGUCGGUUUCUGUUCCGGCGCAGUCGCCGGGUUGGUUGGCAUCACCCCCGCUGCCGGAUUCGUUGGAGCGCCCGCCGCUGUCGCAAUUGGCUUCGUGACCGGCGUUGCAGCAAACUUUGGCACCAAGCUCAAGUACCUCGUCCACAUCGAUGAGGCUCUAGAUGUCUUUGCGUCGCACGGUAUUGGUGGCCUCAUGGGAUGUAUCCUCACCGGCCUAUUCGCCGACUCGCGGGUCGCUGGAUUCGACGGCACAACAGUCAUCCCAGGCGGCUGGAUCAACCACAACUACGUGCAGCUUGGAAAGCAGAUCGCCGACGCGGUUUCGGGGAUGGCGUGGUCCUUUGCCGUGACGACCAUCAUCCUCUGGGCCAUGCACUUUGUGCCUGGGCUCCGGCUUCGGUGUUCCGAGGAACAGGAGAUUGUCGGCGUCGACGACGCGUUCCUUGGCGAAUGGGCUUAUGAUUAUGUCGGCAUGGACCGGGAGAUUGACCAUCUCGAUCCCGUCGAGCGUACCCCGCCGUUGCCGGAGGAGAAGGCGAUGGAGGAGACGAGGGUGCAGACUCCCGAGAAGGAGACCGAGGACCCUGUUGAUCUCGGCGCGUCCAGUUCGACGCGUGAGUAA
Molecule: messenger RNA, 1473 nt
Organism: Cutaneotrichosporon cavernicola
Lineage: Eukaryota; Fungi; Basidiomycota; Tremellomycetes; Trichosporonales; Trichosporonaceae
Exons: 3
Coding region: 1-1473 (490 amino acids)
Biological process (GO): ammonium transmembrane transport
Cellular component (GO): plasma membrane
Molecular function (GO): ammonium channel activity
Source: RefSeq, a predicted model, not a curated record